This is a messenger RNA of Heteronotia binoei (common prickly gecko), 3283 nucleotides long. RefSeq names its product ELOVL fatty acid elongase 5 (gene ELOVL5). Gene Ontology annotation, biological process: fatty acid elongation, saturated fatty acid; fatty acid elongation, monounsaturated fatty acid; sphingolipid biosynthetic process. NCBI's taxonomy places the organism in Eukaryota, Metazoa, Chordata, Lepidosauria, Squamata, Gekkonidae. The coding region runs from base 117 to 1004 and encodes 295 amino acids. Gene Ontology annotation, molecular function: fatty acid elongase activity. Gene Ontology annotation, cellular component: endoplasmic reticulum membrane; endoplasmic reticulum. The transcript has 8 exons. The record is from RefSeq and is a predicted model, not a curated record.
UGGUAUCAGAUCGGGGCUCCACGUGCAUCCGCCCUGCUGUCUGGCGCUGGCCCGUUAUUGCUCCCGGCGAGAGUGGAAAGCACAGCAGGCGAGGCGGCCUAUGAGGAGUUUUUACAAUGGAAUCCCUGGAUAAAACAAUCAAUAGCUAUCUGGAUGUGUGGCUUGGACCAAGAGAUCCCAGAGUAAAAGGGUGGCUUCUCCUGAGUAAUUACACACCUACCUUUAUUUUUUCUGUCUUAUACUUACUGAUCGUAUGGUUGGGACCAAAGUAUAUGCAGAACAGACAGCCAUUCUCAUGCAGGGGUAUUCUAGUGGUCUAUAACCUGGGACUUACGUUGCUCUCCCUUUAUAUGUUUUAUGAGCUGGUGACGGGAGUAUGGGAAGGAGGAUACAGUUUCUUCUGUCAGGAUACGCACAGUGGAGGUGAAGCUGAUAUGAAGAUCAUACGUGUCCUCUGGUGGUACUACUUCUCAAAGCUCAUUGAAUUCAUGGAUACCUUCUUCUUUAUUUUGCGGAAAAAUAACCACCAGAUCACUGUUCUUCACGUCUACCACCAUGCAACGAUGCUGAACAUCUGGUGGUUUGUUAUGAACUGGGUGCCUUGUGGUCAUUCCUACUUCGGUGCUACUCUUAACAGCUUCAUUCAUGUGCUCAUGUAUUCCUACUAUGGGUUAUCUGCAGUUCCAUCCAUGCGUCCCUAUCUGUGGUGGAAGAAGUAUAUCACUCAGGGACAGCUGACGCAAUUUGUCCUGACAAUCUUCCAAACGAGCUGUGGAGUUGUGUGGCCAUGUGCAUUCCCUAUGGGAUGGCUGUAUUUCCAGAUAUGCUACAUGAUCUCCUUAAUAAUCCUCUUCACCAAUUUCUAUAUUCAAACUUACAACAAAAAGGCAGCUUCCAGAAGGAAAGAGUAUCAGAAUGGCUCCAUGGCUGCUGUGAACGGGUACACAAAUAGCUUUUCUUCCCUCGAGAAUAAUGUGAAGCAAAGAAAACAAAGGAAGGAUUGAAAACCAAACUGAGAGGCCAUUUUGAUAUUCCAGGCAACAACACACAAAAAAAAUCAUCUGAUUGUAAGCACAAUACAAGUUGUGCACUGAUAACUCUUUGACAGCUACUGUAACUAUUCCUGCCUAGAAUAGUGGCGAUUUAUGUAGGACUUAACCAGUGCAAAACAUCCUAGAAACUAUCAAGUAGGCUAAAGUUGUGGACGACAAUAAGUUUUGGGUGGUCACAGACCCGAGUAUAAACUGUGGAAGGGAGUAUUAUUGUAGUGUGAGUGUGUGUAUAUAUAUAUAUGUAUGUGUGUAUAUAUAAUAUACAUAUAUAUAUAUAAUGACACUGCUGUUGCCUUACUAGUCAAUGAUAGGUGCUGAAUUAUGAUUCACAAUUUCAGAACACUGUAAUCAAAACUCAUAUUUUUUAACUGUAGAUAGUGCAUGUGAUUGUAAUUUGUACAAUGAAGUUGUUUGGUUGUUUUAUUUUAUUUUUAUUUUCUGUAGUUUGAAGCACACAUGCCUUAAAUGAAAUAAAAGCAGAACCCAAAACUUAAUACUGGUUGGAAAGUCAUGGAAAUGUUUCACUCUGGGAGUGACUUCUCACAUGACAGUUUAUACUCGGAUGCAGAUACCCAAGUAUGCAUUGUGUCAGUUACGAAGGGUCCUUGUGAGGAAAAACCUAGUGGGCUUUUCCAUUCAAAAUGCGUGUAAGCAGCACCCCAAAAAUACUGGUAACCAGAGUGCAAGCGUUUUUGCAUGUGUCCUUUUGUGGGUGCCACGGUAUGCAUUUAUCCUGUAUGUGGAGAUCACAAGACCAGAAUACACCCUAAGAAGCCACCCCAGGUUGCUUGACUCUUUUUUGGAGUCUGUCCAAAAAGCCAUUGCUUGAGUUACUGUACUGUGUACUACACAUUGUUUGCUACGUGUGGUGAUGGAAUUGGAAAUGGCAAGGAGAAAUUCUCCACCAUGUGUCCCGUACAGAAUGAAGGGGACAUGGCCAGAGUAUGGCCAUUUAUUCCUGUCAAAGCUUGUGCAAAAGAUCUUGUUGGACCACAGUUUGUGCCACUUGUAACGCUCACAAGCCUGAAGAAGGUUUUAAAAAAAAAUUACUAGGCUUUGUUUUGCAUAAAUAACUGGCACUUACGCAGUAUCUAAAAACGUAAUGCUGACUUCGUAAGUAUUAGAAAAAUGUAAGGAGUGGGCAGAACAUCUUAGAGUUCCUGCCUCUUUUAAGAUCAGGGCUCAGUGUGGAGAUCUUGCUCAGCUCCUUGGAAGCUGCUGAGGAAGGAGGUGGGUUUGGGGGAGAAGACCUGUGGUCUCUACCCUCUCUUCCUUCCUUGAGUCUUUUUGAGGAAGGCGCUCACUGAAAGAAGCCCUAGCUGGUUUAUCACCUCUUUCACUGGUAGUUUUACAGAACGAGAGUGAAUAUCCAGGCUGCAGUGGGGCAACCCAAUUUCCACUGUACGUGACUUCAGCCACAGAGGCAGUUUCCAGUAUUGGGACUGGAGUGAUGGAGUCGCACCACUGCUUUCAAAAACAACUAAUUUGUUUAACCACAACUAAAAACACAACUCCGAGGCAAUAUGGGGCUUUGCCUUUCUAUCUUUCUUGGUGUUCCCGUUUGUGUAGCAAACAUUGACUUUGAAAAAUGUGCCUAACAGCAAGGGGUUUCAUUUGUUGUUGUUUGGGGGAGUGGGGGGGGGGAGAUGAAAAUGCAUUGGUGAUGAGUGUCUGUUUUCUUACUGUAUGUUGUGUGUAUCUCACCUGUACUUUCUUGGCUUGUUUAAGGUUUGUUUAGAAGUGCUUGUUGAAAAUUACUGUUUGUUGUGGAAUCCCAACCCUGACCCCGUACUUGCAGUGUCGGUUGUAAAAGCAGACAUCUGUAACAGAUAUGCUGUGUUAUGUGGUGGAGUUUAGCCUGUUAACAUGUUCAUCAAACUCGGUGUCGAGCCUAGCCUAUUAUUACUCAUAUUCCCCAGUUUAUAUGUUAUGAUUUGAUAUUUAUAUAAUAUCAGUUUUACCAUAUUUUUUGCACAGCUAAUGUUAGGGAACCAAUGAGUUCUCUCAGUUAGCUUUGUGGGUUUUCUUUUUGUUUGUUUCUGAAAAGUGAGACAGCAACAGUUUACAUUAUUUUUUAAAAAACUCUUUCAAAGCUUGUGUGUGUGUGUCUUGGUUUCUAGGUACUGAUUUGCAAACGUCUUUACAUAUUUCAUACAGCAGCUUCACUGUUCAAAAUAUGCUGUCUAAAUAAGUGUGCUAAAAAUAAAAAAAAAACCCUAGCUUGUCUGAAA